AUGUCUGGUGAGGGGAAGCUGCUUUGCUUCGUGAGCUUGGCUCGGAUGGAGGGAAGACGAGCUUCAACAAAAAGACAAUGCGAGAGGGAAGAGACUUAUGAUGCAAAUGCUUUACCGCCGACCAUUACAAGGCGUUACGGGGCUGAGAGGUCGACCACGGAUGGACAUAUCGGGACACGGGUGGCGUCUAGGUUUGUUCACGACGUGGACUUCAUCACGUGGCCAACACCGCACCCUGAAUUUGCAGAAGUGAAUCCUAUGAAACAAGUUUCAGCUGUCAUCCAUGGUGAUUUCAAGCUUUUUGAGAGUCAUGCCAUACUUAUUUAUCUGGCUUCAACAAUUCCUGGUGUUGCUGAUCACUGGUAUCCAGCUGAUGUGCGUGAGAGAGCAAAGGUUCACUCGGUGCUGGAUUGGCACCACACAAUUGCGCUGGCUCAGGUGAUUUUUGGAUAUCUCUUGAAUACCGUCUUCGCGAGCGUUUGGCAUGCCUGGAGACCCAAAGCAGCAGCUGAAGGUGAAAAGCUUCUCUCGGCAUCUCUUGCAAGAAUUGAGUCAUUCUGGCUUCAAGGAGGACCAUUUUUGCUUGGGAAUUCAAAGCCAACAAUUGCUGAUCUAGCUUUAGCUUGUGAAGUCACACAACUUGAGGUUGCAGAUCAGAAUGACCAUGACCGUAUUAUGGAACCCCACUCGAAAAUCGUGAAGUGGCUCAAGGAUGUGAAGAGCGCAACCACCCCUCAUUUUGAGGAAAUUCAUGCAGCAAUCCGUGCAGCCAGAGAGCCCCUAAAGAAACUGAAGGCCCAAGCAGCUCAGAAAUCGGAGUGAAGCUGAAAGUGGUUGCAUUUCCAUAUGUGUGAGGUAACAAUGAAUAAGGGCAAGUGUUGAAGAACUCAUUAGGUUCAAGUGCCAUCACUUGAUCUAUUUUACAUGUGUGAUAUCAACUUUUAUCUUAUCUGCUUGCUUAUCGUAGCAGAAAAAUCUCCUUGAGAUUUAUGGAUGUGAUGAACAUGUUUCGUUUAAUAAAUCUUUAUUCAAAACA
Molecule: messenger RNA, 1036 nt
Organism: Salvia hispanica
Lineage: Eukaryota; Viridiplantae; Streptophyta; Magnoliopsida; Lamiales; Lamiaceae
Source: RefSeq, a predicted model, not a curated record